UAGAAACAUGUAACAUGCGUAUUUAAUAAAUCAUGUUUUCGUUUAAAACUACAGAGGAGUCAUAAUUUACUACCUGUUCGGGAACAUUUUAAGCAGGGGUGCUUGUUCCAUGACAAACAAAAAAAUGAACUGCUGAAUGGUGCAAUAUCUUAUCGACUUGCGCAACAAAUGUUACUAUCUUUUUUUCAUAUAAAAACGCAGAUUUUAGUUUUUUAGUUAAUUGUUCAAUGUGGUGAUAAGUGUUUGCGCUGCAAACCGAUAGGUGUUAUUUUAAGAAAGUGAAGGAAGCUCGGUAGAAAUUUAAUUUCAUAAUAUUUAGAGAUACCUAUAUAAAAAUAUUUAAUAGUGAUUUAAAAUGGGUCUUUUAACAGAAGGUAGCCCCCUUUCUUGGGAGGAAACAAAAAAAUUGGCCUCACAUGUUAGAGAACAUGGAAUUUCACAGUUUAUAAAUUUAUAUAAACGGCUUCGAGAUAGACAAGGGGAUGUACUUAAAUGGGGUGAUGAAGUUGAGUAUAUUAUUGUUAAAUUCUUCGACGACAAAAAGGAAGCAAAAGUAAGUUUAAGAGCACAGGAAAUUUUAUCUGUACUUAAUGAGAGAGAGCUUGCCGAUCCAAAUGGAGUGAAAUCAUUGUGGAGACCAGAGUAUGGAGCAUAUAUGAUCGAAGGGACCCCAGGAAAGCCUUAUGGAGGUUUGUUAGCACAUUUUAAUAUUGUAGAAGCGAAUAUGAAGCAUAGGAGAGAAGAAGCCAGUCAGUUACUAAAACCGGAUGAAGUUAUUAUGAGUUUAACCAGUUUCCCAAGAUUAGGUUCUGAAAAUUUUACUGAUCCUCCUACAAAACCAACUCCUAAUGAAGGUGCUACUAGGUCACUAUUUUUCCCUGAUGAAGCUAUAUUUCCGGGCCAUCCGAGAUUUAAAACAUUGUCUAGAAAUAUCCGUCAAAGAAGAGGAGAAAAAGUGGCCAUUAAUAUACCUAUCUACAAAGAUAAAAAUACGAAAAUACCAGUCGAUGACUCUUACAAGUACAGCAAAGCUGCUCUCCCCGAUCAUGUUUAUAUGGAUGCAAUGGGUUUUGGUAUGGGAUGCUGCUGCCUACAGCUAACAUUUCAGGCUUGUAAUAUCAGCGAGGCAAGAACACUUUAUGAUCAACUGACACCGUUGUGCCCUAUUAUGCUAGCGUUUUCGGCGGCAUCGCCCCUCCAUAGAGGUUUUGUUACAGACGUGGAUUGCAGGUGGAAUAUAAUUUCCAGUUCGGUUGAUUGUAGAACAGAAGAGGAAAGAGGGCUUAAGCCAUUAAAGGAGAACAAAUUUGUUAUAAAAAAAUCCCGAUACGACUCAAUUGAUUCGUAUUUAUCAGAACAAGGCGAGAAAUACAAUAAUAUACCUUUGCUAUAUAACGAAGAAGAUUAUAAAAAAUUGAGAGAAAAUGGCAUCGAUCAUUUGUUGGCUCAGCACAUUGCACAUUUAUUUAUUAGAGACACAGUAUCGUUGUUCUCUGAAAAAGUUAAUCAAAACGAUGAGGAGGACUCAGAUCAUUUUGAGAACAUUCAGUCGACGAAUUGGCAGACAAUGAGGUUUAAGCCUCCACCACCGAAUUCAACGAUCGGAUGGAGAGUUGAAUUCAGGCCUUGUGAAGUACAACUGACGGAUUUUGAAAAUGCUGCAAUAGUUUGUUUCGUAGUACUGCUGACUCGGGUGAUUUUAUCUUAUCAGCUGAAUUUCUUAAUACCAAUUAGCGAGGUUGAUGAAAACAUGCAAAAGGCUCAAAAAAGAAAUGCUGCAAGGGAAGAAAAAUUCUGGUUUAGAAAGGAUAUUACAACUCACAUUAGCCCUCCUGAGGCCAAUGAAUGUUGCAAAAAGGGAACAAUGAAUUGUGAACCCAAAGACUGUGAUAUGUUUGGACUUAUGACCAUAAAUGAAAUCAUCAAUGGAAAGGAAGGUGAAUUUCCUGGACUUAUUCCACUUAUAAACAGUUACUUAAGCGGCAUGGAUGUUGAUGCAGAUACACACUGUACCAUACAACAGUAUCUUAAAUUUAUACAACGCCGGGCAUCGGGAGAAAUUCUUACCACUGCAUCUUGGAUAAGAAACUUUGUCACAAAACAUCCAGAAUAUAAGCAGGAUUCAAAAGUCACAGAGCGAAUAAACUAUGAUCUUCUGAAGACAAUCAAAGACAUUCAACAAGGCAACAAAUCUUGUCCGGAACUGCUAGGAUACAGCACAAUGUCCAAGACAAAGGAAAAUAUACCUAAUGCUUUGUUUAAAGAUUGUUGAUAGUGAUGUUUUGAUUUUUUAAAUAAUUUUAAGAGUUACUGGAGGUUUGAAAUUGUCUUUUAGAGUUUUUUUAAUUUUAUAGAUUUUAAUAGAAUAGAUUAUUUCAGUAUUCAUUGAGAAAGCAUUUAAUUGUUUACAUUUUACAUACACAUAUACAAAUGCUUAGCAGUUUUUGUAAAAAACUGUG
Anoplophora glabripennis (Asian longhorned beetle) is the source of this 2459-nucleotide messenger RNA. RefSeq names its product glutamate--cysteine ligase. The transcript has 8 exons. Gene Ontology annotation, cellular component: glutamate-cysteine ligase complex. Lineage: Eukaryota; Metazoa; Arthropoda; Insecta; Coleoptera; Cerambycidae. Bases 356 to 2272 code for a protein of 638 amino acids. Gene Ontology annotation, biological process: glutathione biosynthetic process. The record is from RefSeq and is a predicted model, not a curated record. Gene Ontology annotation, molecular function: glutamate-cysteine ligase activity.